Molecule: messenger RNA, 1910 nt
Organism: Megalopta genalis
Lineage: Eukaryota; Metazoa; Arthropoda; Insecta; Hymenoptera; Halictidae
Biological process (GO): steroid metabolic process
Cellular component (GO): intracellular membrane-bounded organelle
Molecular function (GO): oxidoreductase activity
Source: RefSeq, a predicted model, not a curated record
AAGUGCGCGUAGCCGCGGAGCGAUGGAGGUCUACGCCGGUAAUUGUAGGCGCGGCGAAGAUGCCUCGGCCGUGCCUUUUCCAUUUGCCGUGGCAGCCAGCGUCGAAGCAUCUUAUACCGUUCGUCCUCGUGGGCAUUCCAAGCGGGAAUUCUCGAAAGCCAGUUGUGCCGUAGAAACACGCGCGUCGCCGCCUGCCGUCGCCGCCGCUCGCCUUGCGACUUUCGAGUGCUCGUAAAACCGCCGUUUUCUCGGCACCGCGGACUCCGCUUUCGUGUGCGCCGAAUUUUCUCGCGAGCGGACCACCGGCGACCACGGAAGUGCCCCGGCUGCUCGACCCGGAGGAUCCCCAGGUUCGAAGGUCAAAUUCCGAUUGAAUAUCGGCCGGGAGGAUGGACGCCGAGACCGGGGCCAUUUUGGCCCUGCAAAUAUUGGCUCUCUGUUCGAUUGUCGCCGCGCUGUUGGCCUAUCUGAUGCGGCAAUCGAGGAACGCCACCGACGAGUACGAGUCCCGUAACAAACGCCACGUGCUCGUUACCAGCUGCGAUACCUGCGUGGGCUUGCAGAUCGCCCUUGCGCUCUACGAAGUUGGCUACAAGGUGUUCGCGGGCAUGCUCGAUCCCUCGGGCAGUUCGCCGUCCAUCAAGAUCUUGCGGGCGAUGGAGCAGCAGAAGGACAGAGAGGAGGAUCCGUCGGACCCGACGCAAGGCAAUCCGCAGGAUCCGGAAGUACGUGCUCGCGGCCAAAUCGUGCCAUUGGAGCUGGACCCGACGAGGGAGGACAGUUUACGGGCUUGUUUGGACGCAGUUAGAGCGAAACUUCCGGCCGGCGAAGACGGUCUCUGGGCAGUCGUGCAUACUGGCGGUCAGGCUCUUCCCGGUGUUAUUGAGAGGCAGCCGAGUUCCGCGUGGGAAUCCAUGUUGCGACACAACUUGGUAGCGCCGCUCAGGACCGCCAGGGUUUUCAUUCCGCUGCUGCGCGCGAAAAGAGGUCGCAUCGUUCUUCUGGGGGAUUCGGCGGCCAGCUAUGGCACCAAAGCCGGGACCGGUCUGGUGGCGUACAGCGCUUCCCGGAAGGCGGUGGAGGGUGCCGCGGAGGCAUUAAAGAGCGAGCUACAGUCCUCGGGAGUCGACGUCGUUCUUCUUAAACCGCCGCCCGUGAAUCCUCUUAUUCUUUAUAGCGCGCCGGUUCUCAAGACGUCCGACGUGGAAUCUGGGAUCUUCUCGUCGGAAGGCACCUGGACGGCGCCCGUGUCGACCCACUCGAUCCAGAACUCGCUGAUACCGGCGUUGACGUCGGCCUGCCCCCGCGGUUCCUACGACAUGGCCGCUAAAUCGAGACUGUUCUGCCGAUGAGAGAACCGGUCGCUAAUGAUGCCCGGCACACACGCAGCGUCGCGCGCAAGACUUAAUUGAUAGCGUGUUAGGUUACACGACAGCCAGUAAUACUUUGUAAGACUAAUGGAGCCUUGUUAACUUUGCGUUAAUUAAUCCUCGUCGUCUGCGCGAGUCGAUGAACGUUACGGGACCUCCGCGAGACCAUUAAGACCGUGUCGUUCGGCCGCGGCUUCGUCCUGGAUAGCUUCUUCUUCGCGUGCAAGCCGAUAUGCGCGCGGAAUACAGUAAUGUCUCGAUAAUUGACGCUCGGAUUGGCCAGAAAAAUGGACGGUUUUGGGGAGAGGAGGUGCGAUUGUUCGAGCCUUGCGGUUUAUUUUCAUAGUUAGGAAUUGUCAACGAUUCUGAAAAUAAGUCGCGAGGCUCGAAUAAUCGUAUCUCCUCUUCGCAAAUUGUCCAUUUUUCUGGAUAAUUUGAGCGUCGAUUAGAGAGACGUUACUGUACAUAGCUCGAGGUGCUAAGGAUUUGUGUACAGUUUUGUAAUUAAUAUGUAACUCUCACUAAACUUUGUAACGGAGA